Myripristis murdjan (pinecone soldierfish) is the source of this 3929-nucleotide messenger RNA. RefSeq names its product ATCAY kinesin light chain interacting caytaxin a (gene atcaya). The transcript has 13 exons. The record is from RefSeq and is a predicted model, not a curated record. Gene Ontology annotation, cellular component: cytoplasm. NCBI's taxonomy places the organism in Eukaryota, Metazoa, Chordata, Actinopteri, Holocentriformes, Holocentridae. The coding region runs from base 287 to 1417 and encodes 376 amino acids. Gene Ontology annotation, biological process: apoptotic process.
GGUGCCCCCUGUCUUGAGACACCUGCUGCUGGCUAGUGGCUGACAUUGAAGACACUGUAUGCCUGUGUUUUCUGUGUGUGUGUACGUGUGUGUGCAUGUGAAUGAGUGACAGAGAGAGAGAGGGGUUGAAGACUGAGCCUGACCCAUGCAUCGCUUCUGCAGCAGAGGAUUACGAUUCUCACAUCUUUGCCUCUGUGACUGAGGAGGGAGGACACACAGGCACGGACAAGCGGGAGAUUUUUAAGGAAUCUCUCGCAGCUCAUGCCCCUGCUCUGCCCCCCUAGGGAUGGGCACCACAGAGGCAACUCUACGCAUGGAGAACAUGGAGGUGAAGGACGAGUGGCAGGAUGAAGACUUCCCCAGGCCACUACCAGAGUACGGAGACAUGGAGUCCUCCUGUGGUCUCACUGACAACAGAACCUCUCCCCCUGACUCCCUCAAUGUGAGCCCAAGCGGGGGAGGUGGAGGUGGGUCCUCGGCCAACCAUAAGCGCCGUACUCUGAUCGCCCCAGAGAUGAACCUGUCGUUGGACCAAAGCGAGGGCUCUUUGUUGUCAGAUGACUUCCUGGAUACACCCGAUGACCUGGACAUUAACGUGGACGACAUUGAUACGCCUGAUGAGACCGACUCGCUGGAGUUCAUCACCAAUGGCAACGACCUGGAGUGGGAAGAUGACACACCGGUGGCCUCGGCUAAAGCAGGUCCUGCUGAUGGUGCAGGAGAGGCGGACGAGGACGGGGCAGGUGGCAACGGCCGCCUCUGGAGGACAGUGAUCAUCGGCGAGCAGGAGCACCGUAUCGACAUGCAGGUCAUCAGACCCUACCUCCGGGUCAUCACACAUGGAGGUUAUUAUGGCGAGGGCCUAAAUGCCAUCAUUGUGUUCUCUGCUUGUUACCUGCCUGACAGCAGCUCUCCAGACUACCACUACAUCAUGGAAAACCUCUUCCUGUACGUGGUGAGCAGUCUGGAGAUGCUGGUGGCUGAAGACUAUCUGAUUAUCUACAUGAAUGGAGCCACCCCGCGGAGCAAGAUGCCUGGGAUCAGCUGGCUCAAAAAGUGCUACCAGAUGAUUGACAGACGAUUGAGGAAGAACUUAAAGUCUCUGGUCAUCGCUCAUCCUACUUGGUUCAUACGCACUGUCUUGGCCAUAUCCAGACCUUUCAUCAGUGUGAAGUUCAUGAAUAAGAUCCAGUACGUCCACAGUUUGGAUGAACUGGCAGAGAUUGUCCCCAUGGAGCAUGUGCAGGUCCCAGAGUGUGUGGUGCAAUUUGACGAGGAGAGGAUUAAAGCUCGGAAAGAGAGGAUGGAGCAGGAGCAGAGACAGCAGCAGGAGCAGCAGCAGCAGCAGUCGGUCCCACAGGUGCCAGUUCCAAAGGCUGAGAGGCCAAAGUCAAUGAUUGCAGAUCAAGGAUUAUGAAAAGGACCCAGACCUUGGUUUAUUCAGCUUAAAGCGUCUGACAGACAUGUGGAGCAUGAAGUAAUUGAUUUAUGCCAGUAAGAAGCAGAGGGCCAGCAUAUCUAAAGAUGCUUCCUUAUUUUAUCAUCAUUCGGCUGAAGAUAAGUGUCAUCAUUUUUCCAUCAAGAUGAUGAAUGUUCCAUCUCAAACUCCGCCAUCAGGAACUCCCCCUCUUUCUCUCCCGGACAGUUUUAUGUUGCAAAUUCAGGACAUGUGACGGAAGGCUCUGCUCCUACUGAUGCACUCCAUGAAUUUACAAGAACUGUCUCGUCAUGGAAACUGUCACUAAAUUCAUCGAUUUGUUAUACCACUGUAACUUAGGAGCUGUGGGAUGGAUUACUUUGAGAUGUUACAUCACCAAGACAAGGCUCUGAGAGGCCAUUAAAUCAAAUGAGUUCCCUCGACGACUGCAGUGUGACACAAAAAUCAACCAGGACAUAAGAAACUGGGUUUAGGAUCCAAAAUAUGGAGAAAAAAAAGCAUUGCUGUUGGGCAAAAACCUUGUAUCUCCAAUUUUGCUAUCUGCCAUGUUUUAAGUUUUAAUUGAAGGAUUACAUGCUCCUCAAAGUGGUUGAGAGAACUCUUCAACCCUCAGGCUUGUGAAUACUUUUUAAAACUUGUUGGAAGAAAUUUUAAGAAACGCAUGCUGGCUGAUGUAACAUCAAAGCUGUUUUUCUGGGUUCCUGGAAAGUGUGCAUGUUGGAGGUACACGGUUUUCAGCAACAGCAAACUGUUCAUGAGUUUGUUGUGAAAGCCUGAAUACUUGGCAGAGCUGCGCAACAUGAAACAUCUCUUAAAAUCUACUAGAAGCUGAAUCGCUUGCUGCUGUUUUCAGUAGCAGGUCGCCCGACCAAACUGGUCUUUAAUGUACUUCACCUUCGCUAUAUUCAUGCUGCUUAGCUGGACAGCGGUCAAAUGUAAAUAAGAAUGCUUUUCCAAUGCAUCAUAUGCCUUGAUCUUUAUUUUUUGCCUCAUAAUUUCUACGUGAUGGGUCUUUUCAAGUUCCCUCUUAUGCUGUACUGAGAUUUUGAAAUCUUUUUGAUUGUCGCCAUGUGCUACUAACCCUCUCUGACCCAGAGACCAUCUAAUGUUGUCUUUUCUGAUCCCGUCUGCUCUGUGACGUUCUAGCUGUGUGUGCCCAUCCAUCUAUAUUAUCAUGUGCCUCCUUCUUCUCAUACACAGACUGUGGGAACACGCACGAUCUCUAGUCGCAUCUUGUGGCCUAACAUUUGGUGUCAACUCUGAUUGUGAAAACAUGUUCCUGCCAUUGACUCUAUUAGAUAUGAAGCCGUCACUGAGAGGAGCGAAAGAACUGAUUACUAUCCAUCUUUUUACACGCAGGUCAAGUUGAUGUAGCUUUGCCUCAUUUUUAUUUUGUGAUCUCAAAGGCUAUGUGCAUUUUGGGGUAGUGGCAUCCUCUCAUUUUUAUGCCGUGCUUUGUUUUCAAGGAACAGACAGAGGAUGUCAGCAUCCUCAUCAUAUUCAAUAUGAGUGUAAACAAAUGCUCUAAUGAGUUAUAAAUUGGGCUCCUUCUAGGGAUUCAUUAAUUUUCUUCCAUGUCUUCCAUCCAUUGAAUAGUCAGUCAACGCAUGGUAGCAGGGAAGGCCGAAGAGUUAGUUUUUUAUUUUUGUAAAGAACUACAUAAUUAUAUUGACUGUGUAAUGUUAUUAUUGUUUUGCACUAUUCGUUGUCACAUGACUUUUCGAUGAUUUCUUAUUGUACAAACUAGCAUAACCAAUGUAAUGUAUCGUUGGGUAGCAUCGCCAUGCAAACACAUCUGUGGUGUAAUAAGUAGGACUCAUGAAAUGCCUAUUUCUGAAGUGCCAUCUCCCUUCUGAUUUCCCUCCGGUUCUUUUGCCUUUUUCUGAAUGUUUAGAAAGCAUUUCGAGCAUUUCAGUGUAUUUUUUUGGUUUCACUCUAUUUUCACUCCGAUGAACCAAACUGGAGCUUUGAUACUUACAUUUACCAUUGUUGCUGGAACAUUCCCGAGUCAAAGCUUGCAAUGGGAAUUUACAAAGAGAAUGGUUCUUUGUGUUAAGGUCCCUCUGUUUUGGGGUUAUCAGCUGUACUGAGUGCCUGUUUCUGAACCAAAUGAUAAACAGUUAACCAAGUGACGGAGUGUGAGGUAUAUCUUUUCAAUUCUUAGUUAUUUUUUGGGCAUGGGUUUAUUACAUUAUGCCCGAUAUCAGUCAGUUAGGUUUCCAGAUAAAUUAUUGACAUGGUAUAUCCAGAAUCCUCUUUCAGCUGUACAUGUUGUCAUUUGGACUACAAAAGCACAAUAUCUAUAUUAUUAUUACGAUGCUAAGAAUGCAAAGACUUGGCUUGCCAUUUGCCUGUUAUAAUGUGUUCAAAACUGUUUUAUUGAUUCAGAUGGGCGAGAUUAUUUGUUAUUCAUAGUUCUGAUGUUCCUUAGAUUGCGAUGGUAGUUUCUGCUUUGUAAAUAUGACUAAAUAAAUUGUUCCAACCAAGUCCA